This is a messenger RNA of Tachysurus vachellii, 4298 nucleotides long. RefSeq names its product phosphatidate phosphatase LPIN2-like. Gene Ontology annotation, cellular component: cytosol; nucleus; endoplasmic reticulum membrane. Bases 193 to 2898 code for a protein of 901 amino acids. The record is from RefSeq and is a predicted model, not a curated record. Lineage: Eukaryota; Metazoa; Chordata; Actinopteri; Siluriformes; Bagridae. The transcript is spliced from 20 exons. Gene Ontology annotation, molecular function: phosphatidate phosphatase activity; transcription coactivator activity. Gene Ontology annotation, biological process: positive regulation of transcription by RNA polymerase II; triglyceride biosynthetic process; cellular response to insulin stimulus.
UGUGUAGAAACUCUGACACGAGAGGAGAGGAGAGGAGAUAAAGAGUCUCAGCGGGCUACAAGGACAGCUUUUCAUUUAUAGUCAUCAAAUGUAUACCUAAAAAGAAGAAUGUGAAGGAAUGCAUCUUGAAGCUUGGGCUACAUCUCAGAAGAAAGCUGAGUGAACCUGAAUACCUUGUUUUAGGUGAGCAGUAUGAACUAUGUAGGCCAGUUGCUGGGGACAGUACGGGAGCUGUAUAAAGGCCUAAAUCAGGCUACUCUUUCUGGCUGUAUUGAUGUGGUGGUGGUCAAGCAGCCUGAUGGAUCUUUCCAGUGCUCACCUUUCCAUGUCCGCUUCGGCAAGCUGGGAGUUCUGCACUCUAGAGAGAAAGUGAUUGACAUUGUGGUUAAUGGAACACCAGUUGAUCUGCAUAUGAAGCUGGGUGAUAAUGGAGAGGCUUUCUUCGUCCAGGAGACCCAGCAGGCUGAUGAAUUGGUCCCUGCCCAUCUGGUUACUUCACCAAUCCCAACUGAGGAACCAGAGUUCUGGGGCCGGGACCCUCACACGUGUGAAUCGUGCAAUGAGAACGGAGGAAUAGAGGAUGGGGGGAGCACCAUGAUAAAAAAGAAGAAAAGAAGAAAGAGAAAACAAAAAACAACUGAGCAGAGGAGAGAAGAGUCAGAGAUGUCAUUAAUCUGUGCACAGAGGGAUUCAGCUGAACACAGGCAGCAUAUUCCUUCUCGCCACAUACAUAAUUACCCACUAUCUGAUGGAGACUGGGCUCCAGACACUAGGGUGUCAGAGUCUAGCUCUCCUAAGAGUGACUCAGAACUGGCAGUAAGAUCAACAGAAAACGUCAUCCAGGAUAACAAGCAUAUGCAGUGGACAUGGGGAGAACUUCCAGAAGCCACCAAGUUAAGUUGUAGAGAAUGGGCCGAGCCUUUGAAGACAAUCAGCAUUAUACCAACAGACAGUACUCACUUUCGGGUCAUCGACAGCUUAAAAGCCGUGGCAACAGAGAUAGAGCAGAGGACAGAACCUGCUCAGACAAUCAUCAAACCUCAGGCUCAACCUGCCACCUCGAAACAAGAACCUCAGCUACAGCUACAGCCCAUAAUAAGCCACACGGACAUUAAAAUACCCAAACUAAAACCUCUACCACAGGGAUCAGAACCUCAUUAUACUGAACCUGACCCUGAUCCUCAAACACAAGGGAACACGUCAUGUCUCUACAAGUCAGAAACUCUAAAUGUGCACCACACAGAGGGUCAGACAUGCAGACUAGACCAACACACACCCCAAACUGAACAAUAUACAUCAAAGUCAAAGUCCUCAGGGUCAAACCCUGAUUCUACUGGUUCAGUGGAGGGAGGCCAGCUACCUGUAUGUGCGGCUCGGACUGCUGCUGCUUGUCUACUCAGGGACAAACCAGACACAACCUGCAAAAGGAAAGGAGUGAGGAAAAGGAGUCAGCAUCAGGGUCCAGAGGACAUCUACCUGGAUGACCUCACUGCUUUAGAGCCACAUGUUGCAGCUCGCUACUUUCCCAGAAGUGAGUCAGUGGAACAGUGGGAGGAAGGGUGUGUUCGAUGUGGUUCUCCUCAGUCAGUGGGUAGCGCAGCCGCAGACAGCGGGACAGAUUGUCUGUCUGACUCCACGCUGGACCUGCCGACCGUAUCGCUGUCGCUCUGUGGAGGCCUCGGAGACAAUGCUCAUGUUAACAAGGAGAAGUUUCUGGAACAUAUCGUCACCUAUAAGCAGUUUGUGGACAACCCAGGCAUCAUUGAAAACCCAAACAUGGUGGUCAAAAUUGACAACAGAUACUAUAACUGGACUCUGGCUGCUCCACUUAUUCUCAGUAUGCAGGCCUUUCAGAAAACACUGCCCAAGGUGGCUGAGGAUAACUGGGUGAAACAGAAAAUGCCAAAGAAAACUAAUCGCUGGUGGUUCUGGAGGAAGAAAAGUGUACAACAGUCAGAGACCCAAAAUCCAGCAAGAAAUACGUUCUGUGAAAACCCGCACCAUUAUCCUGAGCGCCCUGAUCUGCAGCAGAAGGCAACAGCAGACUCGUCCACUGAUGAAGACUCUAAGGAGCUAGUAACAGGCCACACACACACACACUCUUACAUGAAAUCCCUACGGCUCUCAUCAGAUCAGAUUGCGACUUUGGGCCUUAAGGAGGGGCCGAACGAUGUGGUGUUCAGUAUCACAACGCAAUACCAGGGCACAUGUCGCUGUGAGGGCACCAUCUAUCUGUGGCACUGGGAUGACAAGAUUGUUAUCUCUGACAUCGAUGGCACCAUCACUAAGUCUGACGUUUUAGGACAUUUCCUUCCACAGUUUGGAAAAGACUGGACCCAUCAGGGCAUUGCUAAGCUCUACCACACUAUACAUGAGAAUGGCUAUAAGUUCCUAUACUGCUCAGCACGUGCGAUUGGGAUGGCAGGUAUUACUAGAGGUUAUUUACAAGGGGUUAAUGAUAGCGGCACUAUUUUACCACAAGGGCCUCUCAUGCUCUCACCAAGCAGCCUGUAUUCAGCUUUCCACCGGGAGCUGAUAGAGAAGAAACCAGAGAAGUUUAAGAUCGAGUGUUUAACUGACAUCAGAAAUUUGUUCCCUUCAAACUCUCAGCCUUUUUAUGCAGCCUUUGGAAACCGCAGCAAUGAUGUGUUUGCCUACAAGCACGUGCAAGUUCCGACAUGCCAUAUAUUCACAGUGAACCCUAAAGGAGAGGUCAUUCAGGAGCUGACCAAAGGCAACAAGACAUCGUAUAGUCGUCUCAGUGAGCUGGUGGAUCAUAUUUUCCCUUCGGUUUGCAAAGAGCAAAGUGCUGCUUUGAAUUACCCAGAAUUUAGUUCCUUCUGCUACUGGAGGCAGCCUGUCACUGUGAUUAGUCAGGAGGAUAUCCUGUUACUCUGAUUGGCAAAGACUGGAAGUGAUCUUAGAUGAAAAGCUCUUAUUGUCUGUAACGAUUCGAACAUGAGCAUCAUAAUAAAUGAGUAGCAAAUCUAUAAGAUCACAGGAAAAUAAAUAUACAAAUAUUAAGCAUGUUUCUAGAUGUGUAGUAAGAUAUGUGUACUGUACUUGUUCUACUGCAGGAUAAUUGUGCUUAUUUUUAGUAUUUUAGCCAGCAGAACAAGACCAUUAUAAGUAUAUUGUAUAUAUUCAAUUCAAAUUUAUUUGUAUAGCUCUUUUUACAAUUGACAUUGUCUCAAAGCAGCCUUACAGAACAUAAACAUAGAACAAAAGGUUAAUAUAAACAAUAAUAUAAAGAAUAAUAGAAUACAAAAUUCAAUAUUAAUAUGAGAUAUAUUUAGUUCACAAUGUGUAUGUAUUUAUCCCCAAAGAGCAAGUCUGAGGUGACUCAGGCAGCAGUGGCAAGGAAACUCCCUUAGACGGUAAAGGAAGAAACCUUGAGAGGAACCAGACUCGAAGGGGAACCCAUCCUCAUAUGGGUGACACUGGAGGGUGUGAUUAUAAAUAUACAGUCUGACAAAUGUUGUAUUGGUGCAAAAGAUCACAUGGAGUUCACAUCUCCUCUUUAGUAUCGCAGAGUCCAACUGGAGCUGGUAGAUCUCCAGAUGCCUCAGGAUUCUCAGAGUCGGCCUCAUCUCAAUGGAGGUAAAAACAUAAGUCUAGAAAUAGUUUGUUUUUAUGUUAUAUUUGUUAUCUGAUAUAAUUUCGUGCAGCGAUUAUACAAUAGAAGGUCUCAGUUAAAAGCCUUAAUUCUGUAAAUAGCCACGGCCUCCAGUUUCAGCCUAAGCUGACGUUACAGUCUGUGUUGAGUUUUGCAUGUUUUCCCCAUCUCAGUGUGGAUUUACUCUACGUUCUCUGGUCUACUCCUACUGACAAAAAACCUAGAUCUAAAGAGUUCCACGAUCAACCCUGGAUUAACCAAUUGCUUAAACUGAAUGUAUUUAAAUGCCAUUACUAAGCAGGAAAAUUAGAAGUCUCAUUAGUACACAAACAUAUGAAAGAUUUUGUAAGUGUUUUCUCUGUUGUUUUAUUGUUGUAAUCUUCCCUAUUUCCACCCUGUUUAAUUGGCCUCUAUGUAUAGUUGCGGUUAAAAUGUUAAGAUGUUAAUAAGAGUUAUAAAUAGCAUUGCCUGUCCCACGUUAUGACUUUUAUUGUCUAAUUUAAAAGAAAAACAAAAAGGAGAGAUUUCACAAUGCUUUGUUCUUUGUUGUUUCAAACUUUAUUAGAGAAAAAGUGUAAUUCAUCACAUUUUUAAAUUACAUCAAAGAAUAGUUUUUAAAUGUACUUACUGUUUGUAUUUUGCUUUCAUUCCGUGAUUGCAAUAAAAAAAAUAUGCAGUUUCA